AGUAAAUUGAAGUCAAUCCGAAAAAAACUUUCAACUACAUCACACGGCAAGACGUGAGGGAAAUGUUAAAGAAAUAUGCGGCCAGAUUGGAGGACCCAAAUCAUCCGUUGCUCGGGCCAACGCUCUGGGGUCUCCAGAGCUGGGGGAUGUAUCAACCGAAUAUUGGGCUCAGUCGUAUCAUUUACAAUUUGAUUCAUCUUGCCGCUAUACUAUUUGUAGUGAGCCAAUACGUAGAACUUUGGUUUGUAAGGGCAGACUUGGAGUUAGUCUUAAGGAAUCUCUCUGUCACGAUGCUCAGCUCGGUUUGCGUCGUGAAAGCGGGCACAUUCGUCGUUUGGCAGCCAUAUUGGCAAGAUGUAAUUCAGUUUGUGUCAACAUUGGAAAGAGGCCAACUGGAGAAAAAAGACAAGACGACUUGCGCAAUUAUUGAAGGUUACACGAAGUACUCCAGGAAUGUAACUUAUUUUUAUUGGUGUCUUGUUACAGCCACGGUAUUUAUAGUGAUACUGGCGCCUUUAGGAGUUUUUCUGUCAUCUUCGGAGCAACGUGAACUAAUGUUGAAUGGAACUAUUCCUUUCCCGGAAAUAAUGAGCUCUUGGGUACCUUUCGACAAAACACAGGGUUUUGGUUACUGGUUUCAGAUAGUGGAGCAUUCUGUCAUUUGUUUUUACGGAGGUGGGAUCGUUGCAAAUUACGACGCGAACACGGUGGCUCUAAUGUCAUUUUUUUGUGGACAACUCGAGCUUUUGGUAGCAAAUACUAAAAGACUGUUUAGCGAAGAUAAUAAUCUCGUUGGUUACUCAGAAGCAAUGGAGAGAAUAAAACAAUGUCACAUGCAUCACCUGUCAUUGAUUAAGUACUCAAAAAUAUUAAACUCUCUGCUGUCUCCUGUGAUGUUUUUAUACGUAGUAAUUUGUUCACUUAUGAUAUGCGCCAGUGCGAUUCUCUUGACUAAAGAAGGGACGACAACUAUGCAGCGGAUGUGGGUAGCAGAAUACCUGGUAUCACUCAUUGCGCAACUAUUUUUAUAUUGCUGGCAUAGCAACGAAGUGUAUUUUAUGAGCGAGAGAGUAGAUAGAGGUAUAUAUGAGAGUGAGUGGUGGCGCUGCGGGGUUGACUUGCGACGCUGCGUUCUUCUGCUGGGCGGACAGCUGCGGAAGACCAUCAUAUUUGAAGCUGGGCCUUUCACCAAGCUUACUAUUGCUACUUUCGUCGCGAUUCUCAAGGGAUCAUACAGCUACUACACAUUGUUAAGCAACAAUGAAGGUUAA
Leguminivora glycinivorella is the source of this 1271-nucleotide messenger RNA. RefSeq names its product odorant receptor Or2-like (gene Or-27). The transcript has 5 exons. NCBI's taxonomy places the organism in Eukaryota, Metazoa, Arthropoda, Insecta, Lepidoptera, Tortricidae. The coding region runs from base 63 to 1271 and encodes 402 amino acids. Gene Ontology annotation, cellular component: plasma membrane. The record is from RefSeq and is a predicted model, not a curated record. Gene Ontology annotation, molecular function: odorant binding; olfactory receptor activity. Gene Ontology annotation, biological process: detection of chemical stimulus involved in sensory perception of smell; sensory perception of smell.